CCAAUGGGUGGGAGCUGGGGGUGGGGCUCUCCGAGGGGCGGGGAAGGACAGGGUGCGGGGAGGGGGGUUGCAGAAGGAGUCGAGCGGCUGCUGCUCAAUGGCGGAAAAGCCGCCGGUGUUCUGACCGCUUCGUCCCCCUAGCAGUUGCGGGGGAGUUUCUUGCCGGCGCGGCUGGAGUCUCUGUUUCUCAGGGUUCGGUGGCUGGAAGAUGCUCCAGAGAGACGAGGCUGCGGCGGAGGAGGUGGCGGCGGCCGAAUCGGCAACGGCGCUAGGGUGGAGAGAAGGCGGCAGCGGCGGCGGCGGCGGCGUGCGGGGCCCAACGGUGUAAACAGCCCCGGAGGCGGCGGAGGCGGUGGCUAAGACCCCGAGGGGGAAGCGGCGGCUGAGCCAGGGUCGCGCCUCCGUUGGAAGCCUGGGCUGAGUGCAGCAGAGGGGCUCUGCGGCGGGCGCGAGCGGACGCCCUAGACCUCGCCUCCCUCCCUCGCCCCAGAUUCAUUACUAAACAUGGGUGCAUUUUUGGAUAAACCCAAAACUGAGAAACAUAAUGCUCAUGGUGCUGGGAAUGGUUUACGUUAUGGCCUGAGUAGCAUGCAAGGAUGGAGAGUGGAGAUGGAAGAUGCACACACAGCUGUCGUAGGUAUUCCUCACGGCUUGGAAGACUGGUCGUUUUUUGCAGUUUAUGAUGGUCACGCUGGAUCCAGAGUAGCAAAUUACUGCUCAACACACUUAUUAGAACACAUCACUAAUAAUGAAGACUUUAGGGCAGCUGGAAAAUCAGGAUCUGCUCUUGAGCCUUCAGUGGAAAACGUCAAGAAUGGUAUCAGAACUGGCUUUUUGAAAAUUGAUGAAUACAUGCGUAACUUUUCAGAUCUCAGAAAUGGCAUGGACAGGAGCGGUUCAACUGCAGUGGGAGUUAUGAUUUCACCUAAGCAUAUUUACUUCAUCAACUGUGGUGAUUCACGGGCUGUUCUGUAUAGGAAUGGACAAGUCUGCUUUUCUACCCAAGAUCACAAACCUUGCAACCCAAGGGAGAAAGAGCGAAUCCAAAAUGCAGGAGGCAGCGUAAUGAUACAGCGUGUUAAUGGUUCAUUAGCAGUGUCUCGUGCUCUGGGGGACUAUGAUUACAAGUGUGUUGAUGGCAAGGGCCCAACAGAACAACUUGUUUCUCCAGAGCCUGAGGUUUAUGAAAUUUUAAGAGCAGAAGAGGAUGAAUUUAUCAUCUUGGCUUGUGAUGGGAUCUGGGAUGUUAUGAGUAAUGAGGAGCUCUGUGAAUUUGUUAAAUCUAGGCUUGAGGUAUCUGAUGACCUGGAAAAUGUGUGCAAUUGGGUAGUGGACACUUGUUUGCAUAAGGGAAGUCGAGAUAACAUGAGUAUUGUACUAGUUUGCUUUUCAAAUGCCCCCAAGGUCUCAGAUGAAGCAAUGAGAAAAGACUCAGAGUUGGAUAAGUACUUGGAAUCACGGGUGGAAGAAAUUAUGGAGAAGUCUGGUGAGGAAGGAAUGCCUGAUCUUGCCCAUGUCAUGCGCAUCUUGUCUGCAGAAAAUAUCCCAAAUUUGCCUCCUGGGGGAGGUCUUGCCGGCAAGCGCAAUGUUAUUGAAGCUGUUUAUAGUAGGCUGAAUCCACAUAGAGAAAGUGAUGGGUUUGAACCUUCAGUUGUAUACUUAGACAGCCUUUUCACCUUCUGAAUGGCAGUCUUGGGCACAUCCACUUGUAAACCUGUUGAGAACUUUGGUGACAAGAAAGGCAGUGGCUGGCAGACCUUACAAGGCCUUAAAAUUACAUGAACGAAAAGGUUUUUUGUAAACAUGAAAGACAAACGAACCCAACAUUAUGUAAUUAUAGUAUUUAUACUGCUGUUAACCUUUAAUCUUACAGCCCAUUCAUUAAUGGAGGCAGAGAAGAACAUCGCUGCACCCUUCAAAAUCAUAUUUUGCUCUGUGCACGUGUUAAUUACCUGUGGCUUCUUGGCAGUACUUUUGCUUUUAUUCCAGGGACUUUCAUGGUUAAGGGCAGGCUUUAAUAAAAGUCAUUAUUGUUUCCCUUCUAAAAGCACCAUUUAAAUCAGAAGUUACUGGAUUUCUAAAUGUUUAUGUAAGAGCAUCUUGUGACUGAUUUUAUGGCGCCCAGAUCUCAUCUGAAAUAUGAGUUACAGUGUUUAUAGUUAAUGUAAAGGGAAAUAGGUUUGUAAGUGGCUUAUUCUACAUGAAUACAAAUCUUAAUAACCCCCCUAAAUUAGACACUUUUUAGCUUAACUUUGAUGACUUCAAAGACCUGCCUUUAGGAAUAUAGAAGGUAGUGAAUUUCUUGAUCAGGCAAGGAAUUGGCUCAAGUAUUUUCUCAUAGAUGCUUUUUCCAGUGGCCAAAAGAGAGUCCUUUUGGACAACAAUACAUCAUCUAGGUAAGCUCCCCUUUUGUACCUUUUAUUACAAUUCCAUUUGCUAAUUUACUUAUUUUAUAUUUCUUAUUGUGUUAUGAAUGAACUGUUUUUCUUCCAAUAUAUUUUUAAUUCAUACCUUGGUAUAAUCAGGGAGUAGUAAUUGACUGACUGAACAGUAACUAUGUACAUUCCCUUUCUGAGAGAUUUUAUUUCCACUCUGAGAUUGAAAGGUACGAAAAAGUAUAAAAACAAAAAGAACAGGUUCGGUCCUUAUGCAGAAUGGUAUGCCAAGGUUAAUUCUUGCUUUUCCAAAGAAAAUUGAUGUAAAUAUUCUAGGAGGUAAUAUAGAAAAAAUGUUGACAGACAGUAAAUAAUUUCUUUUAGGGUAAAUCAUGAAAAAGUUUCCUUUUUAAAUCCCUGAUGAUUCUAGGAUAUAGUUAUGUGGAACAGCAAAUUUCUUUCAUGUAUUACAUGGAUUUAUUCAUGUUUUGUGUGAUCUCUGAGAAUGAAUGUUGAAAUGGUCUUAAGGGAAUCUCAGCUAUGCAGUAAUUAUGCCUAGAGCUUUUGUGUAGUGUACCAAGACAUACCUUUAACGAAGACAAGUUGAAAUCAGUUAGAAUUAGGUUCAUGCCACAUAUUUUCAAAUAGUUAUGGGUAAUCUAAAUUAUAUAGAUAAAGCCAUAAGUUAAAUACAGCUGGAAGAUUGGCUAUGUAAAAUUAUCUUUGAAAAGGAAGCAGUUCCCUUCUAAGAACCCAUGUUUGUAUAUAUUUAUAUAAUAUUUUUUAGGGCUCUUGGCUUUUUCAGGGUGGGACACACAUGAAUCUGGCAGUUAAGACAGUGUUCCCUAUUAUAGUAUAACAGCGUAUACAGUACGCUAGUCAAAUGUCUUUCACAAUCAAAAGUUUACACGUCAAUGCUGGCUGCUUUAACACUUGGGAAAAUUUCACUAUCAGAAAGCAACACACUCACAAAUGUUUGUCAAUUUGAGAGAGAAAUUGUGGCCCAUAAAACAAACUCUGAAUGUUUUGUAGUUUUACAUCCUCAAAAGUUUUAACAUAGUAGUUCUGAAGAAUUGUCAUUUGUGUAUUCUUCAAAGAGAGUAAUUUUAUAACUGGACAGAUCUUUAAAUACAUAUUUAUGAAAUCUCAAAGUUGGAAAAUCCCUGAAUACCAAAUGGGCCGCUGAUCCAAUUCUCCGGGGACCAGAAUCUACCUCCAUUUUGGGGGCAGCUCUGCCUGUCCUGGUUGGUUCUGUUUCUUCCUAUCAUUUGUCUUAUGAACCCCUUGGGGCCAAGCAUUUAACCAUGGCUGUUAUGAUGACUCCCAGUAUCUUCUCUUCUGUCACCAGUUACUUCACUGAUACAUUGCGGCUUCAAUUGCCUUUACCAUUCAAACCCCAAUUCUGCAAAGGCUCUAGUUUUCUGUAUCUUAAAGUAUACAACCCAGAACUGAACAUUUAUAGGUAGUAGAACUGUUAUCUUUUGUUCUAGUUAAUGCUCUUCUGUUCUUCUAUUUAACAUUCAAAUACUGAACUAGCUUUUCUGACACCCACAUGAAACUGUUUCAGUCUCUGAGGUUAAUUAUUUUUACUGAUGUUAAUAGUCUUUCCCCAUCCUACACUUGUGCAGUUGGUGUUUCGUUUAACCUGCUUUGCAGGACCUUCAUUUAUUCUAAGUUUUCUUGUGUUAGAUUUAUUAACCUUUUGAAAUAUUUUUGAAUUCAUCUAAGAUAUAUAUGCUAUCUUAUUCUUUUUGGUCACUCCAAAGUUUGAUAGGUAAACACUCAAUAUUGAAUGAAACAAGUCUGAGGACAGUGGCCUGAGAAACUUCUCUUUGAUGUGAUACAAAUUGCCCAGUCUAUUAAUCAGCACCCAUUAGGUAAGAAUUUCAGCAAUUUACUGAUUCAUCUAUCAGCCCGUUUCUCUCCAAGUUUGUCUAUAAGAAUAUCAUGGGAUCUUAUAUUCCUUGCUGAAGUCCUGCAUUUCCCAAAUGUUAGUCAAGUAACUGCCCCCAAAAGUUCAUGAAGUUAAGUCAAACCUGUUGGUACGUAGUGAACAAUGUUCUCUUCCAAAAGGCUUAAAAAACAUUAUCAUUAUAAAUAAGGAUCUAUUCUAGGGCCUUUCCUGGCCCUAGAAGUUGUCCCCAUUUUUUACCUCUUCCAAAACUUGGAACGGCAUUUACCCUUUCUGAUAUUGUGGCCAACACCCACUCCACACUUCUGUAUAACUACAGUGGGCCACCCAGAAAUAUUCCCAGAUUUUCAGUAUCGUUUCCUUGUUUUCCAUUAGCAUAAAAUAGGAAAUCGAGUUCUUAUUGGCCCUAUCACUUGUGUGUAAUUCAACUUAUUUGGAAUUUUCAUUUUGACCCUAUUCCUGUAGGCCCAUGCAAAUUUAGGUGUUUAUUUUUACUUGCGGUGUUUCUUGUAUCAUUUAUGAGUUUUUGAGAUUCUGAACUUGUUACAUUUCUUCCUGUGUAAACUUGUGGUUCUUGUUUUUGUUUUGUUGUUUUACUUCUUUUAGGUACAUCUCUCUUUUAAUUCUUAUGUAUAUGAUUCUUCAAUUUAAAAAGUAUUUAAAAAAAUAACCCUGAUGCACUUAAAAAAAAAAAAUCAAAUCUACAAACUUGGCCUACAGCCUGAGGCCAAGUGUAGCAUGUGGACUGGACAGAAAAGAACAGUGCCACGUCCAGAAGAUGCUAUUCACAUCACAGACAUUGGGUGCUCUUCUAUACAACUUCCUAGCAAGUGGCAGGAAGGUGUUCUUACGAAUAAAAUUAAUAUAGUUAUAUUACAACAAAUAUCUGUCAGGUGGGAAGUAAGGUGACGAGAAAGGAGUCCUUUUUAGAGAGUUUUUUUUUUUUUUUAAUUUAUCAAGGAUGCCACAUGGGCCAGCAGCAGCACUGGAGCCUGGUAUUUAUUCUAGGAAAGGAGAUGAUGUAGCUUCUCUCUUUACAUUCUUCCCUACCUAUAUUAUAUCCUCUUUCCAUUAAAAAAAAUGGGAAAAGGUAGCACUGUAGGAGUGUGGCAGAGGAACUGAGGAGCAUAUAGGUGAUUGUAAAGGACCAACUUUGGCUUUCUAGCCUUGAGUUCAGACUUCUUGGAAGAGCCUCUCUGUGAUACACUCUGGCCACCUUUUUUUUCACUUGUUUUUCUUGACUUUUUUGAUUACUAGGGCUCCAAAAAUAGCAAGUAAGAAAGAAGAUAUUAGAAUGGAAGAAAAUGCCCCAGUUGUAGACAGCUUUAUAAAUUUCUGCAGGUAUAUGAAUUAUAUAUAAUGUAUAAUAUAGGUAGUAUAUUUCUUGGCACACAGUUCUGUGUACAUGCUAUACUUCAAUAAAAAUUUAUUU
Molecule: messenger RNA, 5719 nt
Organism: Aethalodelphis obliquidens (Pacific white-sided dolphin)
Lineage: Eukaryota; Metazoa; Chordata; Mammalia; Artiodactyla; Delphinidae
Gene: PPM1B
Product: protein phosphatase, Mg2+/Mn2+ dependent 1B
Exons: 7
Coding region: 505-1683 (392 amino acids)
Biological process (GO): protein dephosphorylation
Molecular function (GO): manganese ion binding; magnesium ion binding; protein serine/threonine phosphatase activity
Source: RefSeq, a predicted model, not a curated record